Linum tenue is the source of this 2957-nucleotide messenger RNA. NCBI's taxonomy places the organism in Eukaryota, Viridiplantae, Streptophyta, Magnoliopsida, Malpighiales, Linaceae. The record is from the annotation of a GenBank genome assembly.
CCUACUUCAGCUCUCUCUGCUACAUUUCCCAUUUGUUGCAUAAUAAUUUUAGUUUAUUGCCUUGAAAUUUAGUUUCCUUCCUUGGCCAUUGCCAUAACUAGGGUCCCCGUCCCUUCCGCUUGUGCGGCUGACCUCGAUCAAUCCCUGCCUAGUUUCAUCCACUAUAAACUGUUACCCAACUGUCGCCGUCUGUUUUUUUUCUUCUUCUCCGCCGCAGCCGCAGCCGCAGCCGCAUCCCCCGCCGUCUUCCUCCGACAUCUCUCCGCUUUUCCCCAUCACUUCACUCGGUUGACCCCAAUUCAUCGAUCUGGAUAUGGGUUUCCUGCUGGUUUCAAUUAAUUGUUUCUCGCCGGCGAAUAAUCGAUAAGGGUUCCCCUAUUUCUCGCCUUCUCGAUUGUUCCACCGGAGAAAGGGUGCCUUUCUUUUUCUUCUUUGGGGGUUGGUCUUCUUUUCUAAAUCUUGUUUUGGUUUUGGUAGUUCUGAGCUCGUCCAGCUGUGGAAAUUUGUGGGUUUCGGGAGAUUCGGAUUGGGUUCUUUCUCAAUUUGCCCAAUUUGAUUGGGAUUCGAUGGAGCAGCUCAGGCUCGCUUUUAUAGAAAGUUCGGAUUUUGCUGGAUUUCCAUGUCUGUCUGUUUUCGAAAAUAUUCAUUUCUCUUGAGUGACGAAGAUUAAAAUAAAUAGGCAUCCAUCCCAUUCACUACUCGCAUCUGUGUCCAGAGACAGAGUAUCGGUUUUGAUCUUGCAGAGGAACUGUAAAAAAAAAAAAAAAACAGCCGAUUUUUUUCUUCUCUUCUGAGAUGGAGGAUAAUAGGAACGACGGGAAAGUCAACAGAGGGAGCAGCUGCAGCCCGAGCGGCGGCGGCGGUGGCGGCGUGUAUAUGGCCGACGCCGUUCUAGGCUGCGUGAUGCCGUACAUCCACGACGCGCGUGACAGGGACGCGGUGUCGCUGGUCUGCCGGCGGUGGUACGAGCUGGACGCUCAGACCCGUAAACACGUUACGAUUGCCCUCUGCUACACGACGAGCCCAGAUCGGCUCCGCCGGCGGUUCAAGCACCUCGAGUCCCUGAAGCUGAAGGGGAAGCCCCGGGCGGCCAUGUUCAAUUUGAUACCGGAAAAUUGGGGCGGGUAUGUUACCCCAUGGUUGAAAGAAAUCGCAGAGUCGUUUACCUGCUUGAAAUCGGUUCACUUCAGGCGGAUGAUUGUUAAGGAUUCGGAUCUGGAGCUUCUCGCCAGGUCUCGUGGGAAGGCCUUGCAGCACUUGAAGCUCGACAAGUGCUCUGAUUUCUCUACCGAUGGGCUUCUUCAGGUGACUCGAUUGUGCAAGCAAUUGAGGACUUUGUUUUUGGAAGAGAGUAUUAUCUUGGAGAAAGAUGGUGACUGGCUACAUGAGCUUGCUACACAAAAUACUGUUCUUGAGACUCUUAACUUCUACAUGAUAGACCUCACCAAACUAAGGGUUGAAGACCUUGAACUCAUAGCCAAAAACUGUAGAUCCUUGAUCUCUGUAAAGAUGAAUGAUUGUGAGAUCCUAGAUCUCAUUGGCUUCUUUCGAGCUGCAACUUCUUUGGAAGAAUUUUGUGGUGGCUCCUUUUCUGAUUUACCUGAAGAUGAUGUACCAGACAGGUACUCUGCUGUAACUUUCCCCCCUAAACUAUGCCGGUUAGGUCUAACCUACAUGGGAAAGAAAGAAAUGGCCAUAGUUUUUCCAUUUGCUCCCAUUCUCAAAAGGUUGGAUCUCCUCUACGCAUUGCUUGACACAGAGGAUCACUGUCUUUUGAUUCAAAAGUGCACCAAUCUAGAAAUCCUUGAGACAAGAAAUGUGAUUGGAGAUAGAGGGUUGGAAGUUCUUGCAAGGAGUUGUAAGAAACUAAAGAGGCUCAGAAUCGAGCGUGGUGCAGAUGACCAAGGACCAGAGGAUGAAGAAGGUGUGGUUUCACAAAGGGGACUGAUUGCUCUCUCCCAGGGCUGCCUAGAACUCGAGUACUUGGCUGUGUAUGUCUCUGACAUCUCAAAUGAAGCUCUCGAGUCACUUGGCACCUACUCAAAGAACCUCAAUGACUUCCGCCUGGUCCUUCUGGAUAGAGAGGAGAGAAUAGCUGAUUUGCCACUCGACAACGGAGUUCGGGCACUAUUGAGAGGCUGUGACAAGCUAAGGAGAUUCGGUCUAUAUCUCAGACAAGGUGGGUUGACCGAUUUGGGGAUGAGCUAUGUUGGGCAGUACAGCACAAACGUGACGUGGAUGCUUCUGGGUUACGUCGGGAAUAGUGAUGAGGGUCUUCUGGCUUUCUCCCGCGGAUGCCCUAGCCUGCAGAAGCUUGAGAUGAGGGGAUGCUGCUUCAGUGAGGGUGCACUGGCUAGAGCUGUACUCCAACUGGGUUCCCUUAGGUACUUGUGGGUGCAGGGUUACCGAGCAUCACAGACUGGAAGGGACCUUCUAGCAAUGACUCGCCCUUUCUGGAACAUCGAGCUGAUUCCUCCGAGGAAAAUAGUUGUCCCGAGUCAGGAUGGAGAAACUGUGAUCAUGCAUCCUGCACAAAUACUUGCUUACUACUCUCUUGCGGGACCGAGAUUGGAUUUUCCUGAUACCGUUAUCCCCUUGGACCCAGGAAGCUAGCUUUGGUUUUCAAGUUGUUGUAUAUUAGAGAUAUGAGUCAGCAUCCAGUGUCUAUAGUUUCAUCCCUGCUUUCCUGUUUCUAUUUUGAUCAGUUGUUUAUCAUCCUUUUUUCUUGUCUGUCUGGUUUUAGAACUUUAGCUGCUCUGGGUUUGUGGAGAGACACACCCUUCUGUCUGUACUAAUAAGGCCUUGCUCUUUAUGUGUUUAUGGAGUUUGUGUGUAAUUGUGGGAGUAAACGAGCACUUUAAAUUGUAUUUCAUAGUUGUUACUGAGACAAAAGAUCAGAAUCUGGAGCUUGAUGAAAUUAUAUCAGAUAUGAUGCCAUGGGGCUUGCUUUUGGUUCC